Molecule: messenger RNA, 3559 nt
Organism: Carassius gibelio (silver crucian carp)
Lineage: Eukaryota; Metazoa; Chordata; Actinopteri; Cypriniformes; Cyprinidae
Product: transmembrane protein 198-B
Exons: 4
Coding region: 804-1871 (355 amino acids)
Biological process (GO): positive regulation of canonical Wnt signaling pathway
Cellular component (GO): plasma membrane; cytoplasmic vesicle
Source: RefSeq, a predicted model, not a curated record
UCAUGAUAUGCACGCUCUUAAGGCUGUGCAAUUGGGCAAUUAGUUGAAAGGGGUGUGUUCAAAAAAAUAGCAGUGUCUACCUUUGACUGUACAAACUCAAAACUAUUUUGUACAAACAUUUUUUUUUUUUCUGGGAUUUAGCAAUCCUGUGAAUCACUAAACUAAUAUUUAGUUAUAUGACCACAGUUUUUUAAAACUGCUUGACAUCUGUGUGGCAUGGAGUCAACCAACUUGUGGCACCUCUCAGCUGUUAUUCCACUCCAUGAUUCUUUAACAACAUUCCACAAUUCAUUCACAUUUCUUGGUUUUGCUUCAGAAACAGCAUUUUUGAUAUCACCCCACAAGUUCUCAAUUGGAUUAAGGUCUGGAGAUUGGGCUGGCCACUCCAUAACAUUAAUUUUGUUGGUUUGGAACCAAGACUUUGCCCAUUUACUAGUGUGUUUUGGGUCAUUGUCUUGUUGAAACAACCAUUUCAAGGGCAUGUCCUCUUCAGCAUAGGGCAACAUGACCUCUUCAAGUAUUUUAACAUAUGCAAACUGAUCCAUGAUCCCUGGUAUGCGAUAAAUAGGCCCAACACCAUAGUAGGAGAAACAUGCCCAUAUCAUGAUGCUUGCACCUCCAUGCUUCACUGUCUUCACUGUGUACUGUGGCUUGAAUUCAGAGUUUGGGGGUCGUCUCACAAACUGCCUGUGGCCCUUGGACCCAAAAAGAACAAUUUUACUCUCAUCAGUCCACAAAAUGUUCCUCCAUUUCUCUUUAGGCCAGUUGAUGUGUUCUUUGGCAAAUUGUAACCUCUUCUGCACAUGCUUUUUUUUAACAGAGGGACUUUGCGGGGGAUUCUUGAAAAUAGAUUAGCUUCACACAGACGUCUUCUAACUGUCACAGUACUUACAGGAUACCGCUGCUUCAAGGCUGUAAUGUUCCUCACGGGUCUGAUGUUUGGUUCCAUCAUAAUCUUCAUGCUCUGCUAUAAGGAGAGGGUCAUGGACACUCAGCUCAGUGUGGAGGCCAGCGUGGGCAUCGGCCUGGGCAUUGGCACGUUGUGUGGUUUGGUCACUAUGCUGGUCCGCAGCGUGGGGCUUUUCAUGGUUGGACUUCUCCUGGGUUUACUGGUGGCCCUGGCUUCUCUGGUGGUUCUAGAGGAGUUUUAUCAUCCGAGGACAGUGUGGCUUCCCCUGGGUGUGCUGCUGGGUUCAGGCACGCUGUUUGCUGUGCUCACGUUGCAGUGGCAGCGCUGUUUCACCACCCUCUCCACCGCCGUCUUCGGAGCCGCUGUGGUGACUGUGACUGUGGAUUAUUUUGUUGAGCUCUUUGCUUUAACAAGGUAUAUCUAUGAGAGGGUGAAGGUGGAUGCGCCUCGCCCAGUGUGUUGGUUCACUUGGGUGGUCAUGGGAGUCUGGCCCGUGCUGGCGCUGCUGGGUGUUCUUAUUCAGUGGAAGGUCACUGCUGAAGGAUAUUCACACACAGAAGUCUUCAUCAGUCACCAGCAGAGAAGAGUACAGUUAAUGCGGAUUCGUCAAAAGGAACAAAGAAAGGAAUGCCGAAAGAAAAAGAAGAAAAAGCCACAGAUACAGCCGCCACAGCAACAGAAGUACCAUCACCCCCUUCAGACCAACCCUCAUCCCCCAAACCCUCCUCCCAAACUCCAGCCUCCGGAGCCCACACACCGCCGCAAACCCAACACCAUUCGCCGCUUCGAUGGAGAUGUGCUUUCUCCGAGUUACAUCCAGAACUUCCGUGACAGACGUACGGACAGAAGAGGCUACUCUCAUGACAGGUUGAUUGGCGGCUCACAUAUUGUAGAUUUGGACUAUGACUACGGCUCCCGAGUGCCCCUAACAGCCCAUACAGGCCCCGCAGUGAGAGGCUGACCCUGUACUCUUCACUGAACAGGAACUGCACAGCACAAACCAUUCCGAGAACUUUGCGGCCGGAUCAGAUCUAGAGCAUGUGGUUACCUCAGCCGCCGCGAUGGCUGACACGACUUUCAUACCAAAAUCGAUUUGCUGUAUUCCCAUGCUGUAUUUUUGUUCAAAUGCCACAAAAACGUUGCAGCAAAUGGAUCAUUUGUUUACAAAACACUGUGGAACCACAGUAUGGCUCAGUUCUCCUGCAUUUAACUCCAUUAUAUAUUGCUGAAGAUGGUUGUGGUAUGUUUGUGUGCUUCUCUUCCCAUAAUUAGGCUGCUGUUUCACUCCAUCCGAGAAGAAUGGUCUCAUUACCACAGAAGAACAUCCAUUAUGUACAGUCUGAACUCGGGGACCAAAUAUGGCUUUGGCAUUUUUGCGUCUAAACUGUCAUAAAGCAUGCUCUGAUUCUGUCUGGCAGACUAUUUGUAUAUCCAGUUUACAGGUUCAAGCUUCAGUCCUCCUGUUCGUUUGUGACCUUUUAAAGAUGUUUCAGAUAACAUUAUGUUUACAGCACAGGCAGGGAGGUGUGCAUCGUUUUAUAACCGUUUCAAAUGGCUUUAUCUGCUCUGUGUCAGGGACCACACAAAAUCUGUCAAACCGUGUAUGGUGAACACAAUCUCUGUUCAAUCUGAGCCUGUUGCACAAGCAUAUAAUAAAAUGUUCUGUGCGUUUAUCAUUAGCCAGUGCAUGUGGGCAAAGUGCUACCAUUGCUUUUUGUGUUGUAGUUAUACAUGUUUAAUCUGCUUUUAGUUGUUUUGUUUUUUUUCUGUUUAAGGCUUCAUAUCUAGAGACUGUUUGGGUGGCUCCCAGUUAAAUCUCAGGGGCUGUGGCAUCCAGAGGAGUCCUAACGAUGUAACUGUGAACACUUAAGGGAUUUUGUGUGACUGAUUUAAGUGUCCUUGCCUACAAGAGAGAGUUUUGAAAAUGAUUAAAGAAAGAUGCCCAAGAAGGGUGGAAGAUAUUUCCAAUGGUGGACUUCUCACAGAAAAAGAUGUGUAUUUCUGUGUGUAGAAAGCAUGAAAUGGAGAGAUAUAGACAGAGUGUCUCUGUAUUUGGAGUAUUCUCGUGGUGUGUAUGUGUAUGAAUAUGUGAAAGCAUUUGUCAUGUGAGUCUGCAGCAGGGUUCAGUCUUAAUUUCUGAUUUACCCUCAUAUUUGGAUAUGGGGUGAUUUCACACCCAGUUUCCCGUCUGUGUUUAUCAGGGCUGUUGGAGCAAUGAAGAGUCAAAGUCCAAUCUUUUCCUCACUCUAAAGUAGUGAAAGGGCUCAAAGGCUUAAAUUCCUCUGUUUACUGCAUCUCUUUCAAAGUAACAGCUUGGCUUUCCUGUAAAUUUUUGUACAUUGUCUGAAUGUAAAUAUGCUUGCAUUUCUUUUUUCUUGCUAGUGCUUUGGUUCUUUUUAUAAAGUUUUUUUUUUUUUUUUUUUUCUCUCUAAUCCGUGGUUACAUCUGUGUGCUGAAAACUGUCUCUUUGAAUUGUCCCAUUGAUAGUUAUUUGUAAUUAUAAUUUAUUUCUAAUUUAUUAGAUUAAGACUUCAAGUGGAGCUCUGUAUGUAAUUAAAUUGAUGUUGAUCAUUAUUCUUUUUUUCAUUAUUCCUGAGCAUGUAUUUGUACAAUACUGAUAACCAUAAAUGUUGUGCUCCUGAAGUCAAA